Molecule: messenger RNA, 1550 nt
Organism: Tripterygium wilfordii
Lineage: Eukaryota; Viridiplantae; Streptophyta; Magnoliopsida; Celastrales; Celastraceae
Product: SEC14 cytosolic factor-like
Exons: 12
Coding region: 267-1283 (338 amino acids)
Source: RefSeq, a predicted model, not a curated record
AUAAUCGACGGUGGAAAAGGAAUCUAAGGCGAAUCGGUCAAGAUCCCUUUGUUGGUGAAAACAGAGCCGUUAAAACGGUGAAAGCGCAGCAACGAGAGAGAGAAGCACGGAAGCAGCCAAAAGGCGAAGGCUUUGAUAUUUACCAAAAAGCAAAAUGUUCUCCAUGAUGAAAAGGAGUCAAAAAAAGGAGUAGCUAGAAGGGUACUAUAUUCCGUGAUUUUUAUUUCUUGUUGCGAUUUCUCCGGGGAGACACUGCGAGAAAAAAAAUGGGGAUCGCUUCACAAGAAGCGAUUAAUCAGUUCCGAGUAUUGAUAGAUCAAGUGGAGGAGCCCUUGAAGAGAACAUUUCAGAAUGUUCAUCAAGGCUAUCCAACUGAGACCUUGGAGCGUUUCCUGAAAGCUAGAGAAUCGAAUGUUGCCAAAGCCCAUAAAAUGUUGGUUGAUUGUUUGAACUGGAGGGUACAAAAUGAGAUUGACAAUAUAUUAACGAAACCUAUAGUUCCUACUGAUUUGUAUCGAGCUGUGCGUGAAUCUCAGCUCGUGGGAAUGUCAGGUUACUCAAAGGAGGGCCUACCCGUUUUUGCUGUUGGUGUUGGGCUCAGCACAUUUGACAAAGCAUCUGUCCACUACUAUGUGCAGUCACAUAUUCAAAUCAAUGAGUACCGGGAUCGUGUCGUUUUGCCUUCUGCAUCGAAAAAGUGUGGUCGUCCUAUCACCACCUGUGUGAAGGUUUUAGAUAUGACUGGCCUGAAGCUUUCCGCACUGAGUCAAAUAAAGUUAUUGACUAUAAUAUCAACUAUUGAUGAUUUGAACUAUCCCGAGAAGACCACCACUUAUUACAUUGUAAAUGUCCCUUAUAUAUUCUCGACUUGUUGGAAGGUUGUCAAGCCUCUUUUGCAGGAGAGGACGAGGAAAAAAAUUCAGGUGUUGUCAGGUAAUGGACGAGAAGAAUUGUUAAAGAUAAUGGAUGUUGCAUCUCUCCCGCAUUUUUGUAGAAGAGAAGGCUCUGGAUCAUCUAGACAUUCAGGGAAUGCAACUGAAAGUUGCUUUUCAUUGGACCAUCAUUUUCAUCAAGAGCUCUAUAAUUACGUCAAGGAGCAAUCCUUGAUCUGUGAACCUGCUGAACCAAUCAAACAGGGGUCUUUUCACGUGGAUCUGCCUGAGCCAGCAGCAAAAGGGACAGAGAUUGCUAAAACCAUUGAAUCUGAGUUACAUAAGUUUGAGAACGGAAAUGGGAAUGGGCUCUCAGGGUCUCUGAAUGGCCUCAAAAUUACGGAUUGCUGAGCCUUUGGAUUCUAAAGUAGUGAAUCAUUAACUGUGAUCCUGGAUUACUGUUAUAUGAUACAAAUGCAUGUAUUAGUAUUGGCUCAUAUUAGUCCCUAUAUUGUAGGGAAUGCCUAAUACUUGUUAUUUGACAUAUUGGCUGGAUGAUCAUUUUAAAAAGGUGCCUCCAGCCUUACAUGGUGUAGCAAACGGUCAAGAAUAGUGUUAUUUAUACCAAUAGCAUGGAGUAAUUUUCUUGUAGAUUAAUAUUAGUUCCCUGAUUUGGUC